This is a messenger RNA of Klebsormidium nitens, 8658 nucleotides long. The record is from the annotation of a GenBank genome assembly. Lineage: Eukaryota; Viridiplantae; Streptophyta; Klebsormidiophyceae; Klebsormidiales; Klebsormidiaceae.
CUAGCUUCCUUUGUUUUCAAGGCCAGGCCGCCCUUGAAACCAAUGUAGUACAAUAUUAAUAGGUAGAGCAGCCCCUUGUGCAGCCCCAGAUUCCAGGAAUGGCUGCUGACGCGCGUCUUCUAUACGAAAUAUUUGAGCACACAGAGCUUGCUCAAGACGGUGGUGAGGAGUCACAAACUAUAUGGUGGCCCAUCCAAUCAUCAUCGGGGACAGCGGUUGCGCUUGUCCGUGAUGCAACCGCAUCCAUCUUUACUGAGGAGGACAACUUUGAGAGAUCGCAGGGCAGCUUCCAAGCUUCUUCUGCACUCGGCCCAGCUCGCGGAGCCCCCGUCAUUCGAGCCACUCACGCAUCGUGGACCCCGGCCGGCGUCGAGCCUGAGCGUCUGGCAGUGGCUUUCUCAUCGGGGUUUGUCCACAUACUCAACCGGGGGGGCAAGGAAGAGGCAGAACUCACGCGGCCGGAAUGGGUCAAAGCGGGGGGGCUUGCUGGCGCUGUAUUGCGGGGGGGACAGGAUGGGGCUAGGGGGACGGCCCCUGCCAAAGCAAAAGGGCCUGAGCUUCUGGCGCUUGGCAAGGAGGCCAUCCUCUGGCGGACACCGUUCGAGGCAGCGUCUCCAGCCACUGGACAGCUGUCUUCUCUCACUUCCGAGUACUACCGGCCUCAAAUCGACAUGCGCGAACAGCACCCAAAAGGGGCAUUCUGCCUCGCCUACUGUGCGAGCCAGUCAACGGCGACAGUGCUGGGGCCAGGAUGCUUCACCGACGCCUCUGGACAGAGUGUGCCCUUCUCAGUGUCCGUUUGGCACCUCACCUCCUCUGCGCCCUUCCACCGUCUCCUCUUCUCUGCCGGCGCCGUCAAACCCUCCCGCUUCGAAACCCUGCGCCGGCCCGCCUGGGCGCAAAUUCCUGCCCUCCCGAAGGCGCUCUGCUCGCCUGACGGGUGCCAAGUGUCAACCCUGGAUUCGUCGAAGUCUCUGCGCGUCUUGAAUUUGGGUCCGGAGGGCAAAGGGCCCGUUUCUCUGGUUCAGAUUGGCGCGGGAACCGAUGACGACGACGGAACGGCCCUUGCCAGACGGCAAGCAGCGGGGGAGUCUGCAUCGCCUCUGCAACUAGGAGCGGGGGAAAACUCGCAGUCGGGGGGCUCGGAAGCGAGUGCGAACGUCCAUGAUGUGGCGUGGUGGUCGGACGAUGCUUUGCUCCUGUCGCGGGCAGACGGCGCGGUCACAGUGGGCAAGCCUCCGGGCCUUGUAAACAUGCUGGGCGAGUCUGCCGAGAAGUUUGGAGCCAGUCCGCGGGUGACUGGCGUUGUCAAAAAGAGGGCCUUUGUACUGGACGGGAUCGAGGAGAUAGAGGAGGAGAGAGAGAAACGUGAUGAGGGUGUGCAGCAAGGAGCCACGACGACUGCGCCGGCCGGCAUUCUCGGCCGCCUCUCCGGCUGGUUCCGACGAACAGACGCCCUCGCCCCGCCCAUCCGUACGUGGCGGCUGACGUCACUCGUGGAGCGCUCGCCCCUGGAGAUGAUGUCAGUGCACAUCCGGCACGAAGAGUAUGGCGCGGCGCUUUCCCUCGCAAAGCUUUACAGCCUGGACACGGAUCUCGCGUACAAGGCGCGCUGGGAGCGGUCCGACUUCGGUCCCGCGAGCAUCGGAGACAACCUCGGGAAGAUACGCGACCGGCGGUGGGUUAUCGGGGAGUGUUUGCGACGGGUUCCGAAAACCGCGGAAGCGAUGCGGGCGUUACUGCAGUACGGGCUGCAGGAGACUGGCAAAUGGCGGUAUCCGGAAAAGGGGGACGGGUGGGAGGUGGAGGAAGAAGCUCUAGAGGUUCCGGAGGUGGCCGAGGCUGCGGGGGCACAGUCAAGCGGGGACGGGGAAGCCUGGUGGUUCCGAGAACGGCGGCUGCAGCUGCUGCGGAGCAGCGACCUUCUGGCGACGUUUCUGGUGAUCCACAACAACCGCUUCUCGGCCGACAAGUUUGCAGCGUUCCAGGCGGGAAGCUUAAAGGAUCUGGCGGUCCAGUUUGCGCAGGCUUGCAGCGCAGGGCCUCUAGAGGUCCUGCUCAAGCGGCAUACCCACAGCCUGGCUGAGGAUUGGCUAGAGGUUCUGGACGCCAUGCCCGAGACUGUGGUUCCCUAUAGCAUCCGGAGCCUGUUGCCUGGGCCGAGACCGCUGCUUGCGUCAACUUCCCGACGGCCCGACUGGAUCGAAUCCGAGGAAACCUUAGCGGCCAUCAAAAGCGGCUCGCUACCCGCUGCUGCAGCGGAAAGCACGGAGGAGCUGGCGAAGUUGAGCAAAGGCCUUGUUUGGCCUUCGGGCGACGAGCUCUCUGAGUGGUACAAGGCUCGCGCGGUGGCGAUCGACUCGAAAAGUGGCCUUUUGGAACACAGCUUGUAUCUGCUCACUCUGGGCACCGAUCUGGGCGUCCGAGGGCUCGAGCGGCUGUCCGAAGACGUACAAGACUUGUACGAAGUCGUUUACAGCGGGAAGGCGUCUGAAGAAGCGUCGGGAGCGGUCGAUCUGAGCCUCGUAGAGUGGUUGGGAAUGGACGGGUUCGAACGUUACUGCAACGUUAUGAGCGGGGCGACUAAGGAAGACGUGGUGAUACAUUUAGAGGGCCCGGCGGACCGGGUGGCCCGGCGCUGGGCUGAACGGCAGGAGGAAACGCCUAAAAGUUCUGGCGGGCCGGAAGAAGCUGGCGAGAGUACCGCGAGUCCGGAGACAGGGGGCGACGCAACUAGUAUGAGCCCAAGCGAGUCGUUCCCCCGUAGGUGGCUGCUGCAGCAGGCCGAGAAAGGGGCGCUGGGGCUUGUUUCCACCGCGCUCCCUGGCUCCGGUGUGAAUAAGCGCCUGCUGAGCCACGAGCAGGUGUUGGAAACCGCGCUGGAGUGCGUUUACACUUGCCAGGCGACAGACGCCUGGGACGAGAUGGCGGCGCUGCUGGGUGACCUGAUGAGGCCCAAGUCGUUGACACCGAGCGGCAGCCCCAGGGCUCAGGGCGUCAGCGGGAAGGGAGAUGGUGUCAAGCAAGGCCCGCAAGCCAUGAUCGGGGGCAGCCCCCCGCAACCCGCCCCGAGCAUCGCCGCUUUGGCGCUCGGUCCUGCGGGCAGCAAGCGCGCAAGAGUCGCCGGGUUCCUUCAAAGCGCGGCAGAACGCGCGGCGGGGCAACGAGGCGUUGCGGGGUUUUUCUCGCGGCUGCCAAAGAAGAUCGGCCCUGGAAAGGGGGAGGAAGGCGGGAUGGCUGAGAUACUCGCGAAUCUUCCAAGGACGGGGGGGGAGACAGCGGGUGCAAACGCCCCCCCUGCCGAGUUCGAGAACGCGCUCGAGAGUUUUGAGGGGGAGGAAGGGGCGGCGUUGGAGGAGGACGCGGGGCACAAGGAGCUGGGUGAUGACGUGGCAGCGGGUGCUGACGUGGCGGCGCGUGAGCGGCUGGAAGGGUUGGAGAAACGGGUUUUGCGGGCGGAGCGGCAUGUGAGAGCGGGGCGCAUUCUGGCGAAGCAACAGAUGGCGCGCCCCCUCGCAUUCUUCCUCACCUGCGACGCCGACCCCUCCGGUGUGAAGCAGCUCAUCCGACGGCUCCUGGCCUGGGCCUCCCGAUCCAACGGCCCGGAUGCACAAUGGGACGCCCUCUGGAACGAUCUCACCGCUCUCCAAUCGGACGCCUUCACCUUUUUGGACACCCAGUACCUGCUGUCCGAAUUCGUACGGGCGCUUCUGCGGGCGGGGAGGCUUUCGCUCGCCCGGGGGUACGUUUCCGGGGGCAAAAAGCGGCCCCCGCUGCUGGCGGACAAGGCGGAGACGCUGGUCCUGGGGGCCGCGCGGGAGUACUUCUACUCGGCGGCGGCGCUUGACAGUAUCGACAUCCGGCAUGCGCGCGAGUGCCUGGACCUGCUACCUGGCAAUGCGGCCGCGGCCGCUGACCGCGAUCUUAUGGAGGCCCUCACGGUUCAUCUGCCCAAGCUGGGUGUCGAGCUCCUCCCGCUACAGUACAAACAGCUCAAGGACAAGGAAGAGGCGCUGCAAAUGGCUCUUGCUGCGCACGACAAGGCAUACUUGAAGUUGCCCGACCUGCUACACGUGUCAACUUUACUCGGCCUCUCCACUUCCACCGAGCAAAGCCGCAUCAAGUCCCUUGCCGCGGACGCAGCUUUCGCGUCCGGUGACGUCCGAUUUGCUCUCACGGUCUGCCUCGAGCUGGUCGACGAGAAUUACCACCCCGCCUGGGCGCUUGCGGCAGCAAUGGGAAACUGGGCGGGCGGAACCUCUUCCGAGAAUCUCGGACAGGGCGUCGGCCCAGCUGACCGGAAGAAGCUCUUGGGGUUCGCGAUUGCGAACGUGGAAGACGGGGGGAUGGAUGAGCUGUUGAGGGUCUGGGAGGGCGUGGAUCUGGCGCUACGGUGCGAGGAGGUCUUGAGACGGGGUAUAGGGGCGGGAUUGGAGACGGGUUUGCAGGAGGGUUAUUUGAGGGUUUUGCUCAGAGCGCCAGGCGCGGCGGCAGAUGUGAAGCCGGAAGACCGAAGCGGGAUGGAGAUUCUGAGAAAGGUCGCGAGAGUGAGCGACUCAGCCGGAAUUUCGUCCAUUGCAGUCGCGUUCGCUCGCGUGUACUUGCCGGGUUUGGCAAAGGUGUGCCUUUUCGACAAGGCUAGCAGGCUUGGCGAGGUGUCCUUUGGCGAACUAGAGCGAGGGCAUUCUGCGGGGAUGCUUAUCCGCACCGCUUUGAGCCAGUCUGGUCUCGCAGCGAGUGACGAGCUGUUGGCACAGUUAGCGGGUAUCGCGUGGGCCCUCGGAACAGACCGGGCUUCGGAAGGAGGGGCGGAAACUUCGGAUGCUCCGGCAAGCGCUCAUUCAAGACACCAGUAUGAAAGCGUCGCUCUUAGCUGUUUGCUAGCGAUGGGGCCAGACGAGGGAGCCUCGUUCGUGGAGAAAGUGGUACAACACGCGCAGGCGUUUGCCGAGGUGGAACGAGCGACUCGGCUGGCGGUUCACUUUUACGGGAUCCAGGCGCUGACGCUAGCGGCAGACAAAGGGCCUCGUGAGAUCGAGAAUCUGCUGCACCUCAGCACGGAAGAGCUGCUGGCGAAGAUGCGCAAACAGCCGGACAGGGCCUCGGAGGAAAGCGCGGGGGGGAGCGAUGCGGAAUCAGGGUUAAGGAAAAAAGGUUUGGACUACGGAGCGAGACUGGCGGCACUCAAGGACGCCAAGGGUUUGGAGGGGGUUCUGCCGGGAGUUGACAUUGACCGCUUUGCUAGCGGCGACCAAGAACACCAACAGGAGCUCGUUAUGUCGCUCGUCACCGCUCCAGGGGGUCAGGAACGCAGGGGGAGUCAGCCCCCCGAAACGAGGACGUUUGAAGAGCAGAGCGCAGCGCUCCGGAAGGCUCUGGCGCUGGCGGAGCGGUAUGGGGUGGACACGUGGCGCGUCCUGAUUUGUCACGUGCAAACCUUGGUUCUGUCUAGUUGGCCGGAUACGGACGUAGCUUACGGCGUCCGGGAGAGUCAAGAGGGCUUAAGUGGAAGGGAGGUGGAGCUGAUGCAUGCGCUGACGUCAGACGUCUGGCCGGCAUUGGGCGGAACACGACACAACCGCUUAGCACUUGUGUUCUCUCUCAUGGACUCCAUUUGGCGUAAGCUCCCCCCCGACGCACAGACCGACUUCGCCAAGAGCUGGAGUCCCCCGGGGUCAGCGCUCUCCUUCCCAGACUUCUUUCCCGCUCUCCGGUGCGCCAACCUCAUCCUCAUGCCGUCAGCACCCGAAGCAGACUUCAAGGCACUGUUAGAGCCGUUUCGCAACGGGUCUCUGAGCGGAAUUUUGGGUCUGGUGCAAAGCCACGUGACGCUACUUAAUGCGGAGGCCAUGGUGGGGACCGUCCAAGAACUAGAGAGGGCGUUCUCGGCGCGGAGCGAUGCGACCCCGGGCCGCAUUCACCUUGCUGCGGUGCGGAGGCGGUUUGCUGACGUCAUUACCGAGGCUGACAACGUCAGCAAAGAGGGAUCUGUGGCGGUCCCGGGAGCGGCCAGGAGCGGAAGCGGAAAUGGAAGCGAAAAGGAAGUGCCUGGGAUUCAAGAACUGGCGAGCGCUUACGACGACAGCAAAGGUGCGAUCGGAAACUUGGGGCCGGAGGACCUGGAGGGACUGUUUUCGGACGUCCUGCGGUGGGCGUACGAAGCUGGGGGUCCGUCCGAACCCGGAGAAGCGCUCAGGCUUCGGACGCGGCUCUACGAGGAUGCGAGCGCGCUGUUCAAAGCCGCAGCAUUUGAGAACCCGCGGGCAAACAAACGGCUUGAGGAACUAGCGGCAGAUUUUGCGGAGGCUGGCGCUGUUUUGAAGGCGGUGAAAGAAGUGAAAGAGAGCGGUGACGUCAGCGACAGCCAGGCUGCCGCUGCCGAGCGUUCCGUUCCGUCCUGGCCGGAAAGUGGUACUCGGAGCGGAGCUGAAAGUGAGGCAUCCCCAGGGGGGGUCCGAUACAGUGCUUUGAAGGCGCUCGUUCUGGUCGGGGUUCCUUACCGGCCUGUCAAAAAGAUGUGGACGGAACUUCACGGGCAGGAAGCAAAAGGAGAAAGUGAAGAAGGGCGGAGUGAGAGUGAGGGGGGGGGAAGUCCGGAAGAGGCGCAUACCGGUGGGUUAACGGGUCAAAGGAACGGCGGGUUAGUGGCCGUUUACCGGUCAGCGCUCGAGGAAGCACUGAGUCGCGGAAAUGGGUCAGUGCAGGCGGGUUCACAAGACGGUUUGGAGUUGGUCUUGGCGGGAUUAGCUGACGAAGAAAGCAGCGAAGACGGGGGUGAACUCGACAGCGUUCGACGGGAGGUUUGGACGCGGAUUAAGGCGUUUAUGGACGAUCCGGCCGUUCCCCUGCGGAGGAAGAUCCGGACGCUCGAGCUGCUGAACUCGUUGGAAGACAAACCGGGGCAGGGGGGCAAUCCCCGGGUUUGGAAAGGCUGGCGACUGCCCCCCGGGAGCGAAGAAACUAAGCAGGGGGGGGGAGUUCCGGGCUCGAAUGCCGAGGGGCCUCAUCCCCCCAGAACGUCACUGCUGCUACUCAAGACCGCCGAGAUUGUGCAGGGGGAGUGGCCGGACCGCGAGGUGGAUGACGUCAGCACGGUUCCGGCGUGCGAGGCGCUGUUCCGGACGCUGGUCGCUGACGUCGGUGGGUCGUCGGCUGACAUCAGCACAGAGUCGGGUGACGUCAGGGAAGAGUCAGCGUCAGGAGCAGGGGUGUUUGAGGCGCGGGUGGGGGCGUUGUUUGGGCUGCUGAGGCUGUGGGAGGCGAACUCGGCGGCGUUUGGUUCCGAAACGGGGGGGGGCGUUGAGCAGGGAAAAGAGGGGGGUGGCGCAGGAACAGGUGCAAUUCAAGAAGGAGCAGAAACAUCGGAAGGGUCGGAGGGAGCGAAGUCUGCCGAGGAGGAAGACGGAAAGGCGAUUGUACAAGACGGGUCUAGUUCUGUGAAAACGGAAGAGAAAGGGGAACGCAGCAGGGACGAAGAAAAGCCAACGGUUCUGGAGUCCGAGGGAGAGCGAGACGCGGAAAAGAAGGGAAGCGAUCUUGUUGGACGGGCGGAGGCAGCGGCAGAACAAGAGAGUGAAGAAGAAGGGACGAAGAUUAGUCGAUUCCACGGGUCGGCCAAGCUGCUCCUCUCCGUGUUGCUGACGUCACGCACCCCGCGGGCUGCCCUCGUCGUGCUUGACCGCUGGACCGGCGAUGACGUCAUCAGCCCCACGGAGGCCCUGGAGCUGACACGUGAAGCCGAGGAGACGAUUGGGAGCGUGGCCGCAGCGAAAGUGGCUCUGAUGUCACCUCUGGCGGACAAGACGGAGAGGGCGGUGUCUUUGCUGACGUCAUGGACGGGUACGAAAAGCGGGGGAGAGCGCAAGGAGUCUGCGAGCUACAUCCAAAGGGAAAGCGCGGGGGUGGGGAAAGGAGCGAAGGAGUCGGAAAGUCGCGGCGAGUCCGGACAGGUGUCUGAGAUUGAACCGUGCCCACACGUGUCGGAUUUCGUGGCCGCAGCGAGAAGAGAGUUCGACAAGGUGGAUGCGGAUCUUCUGGGGCUCGUUCUAGCGCACGAGCUACUGCCCAAAAUCGCCCACGAGGGGGGGACGCACCUGCUACGUGCGCUGUGCCUCGCGGUCACCCCCCUGGCGCGAGACCAGCAGCAGCUGCUCCUCUCGAACGGUCCCCAAAGCCCCGGCGUAAACCCUCUCGCGGCGGUCGCCUUUUCGUGUCUCGUUGCGGAGCUAGCCGCGUGUCAGAUGUACGGCUUCGCGGGGGCGCUCGUUUUGCAGUACCUCCGCGUGCCGCCCGCUCUUGCCACGUGGGACGGCGCGCCGGAGGCCUUGUUGAGGUACCUGCGGUACUUGAAGAGGAAGCUGCCCCAGCACGUGCGGAUUGCGCGUGGGCUCAACAGGGCCCUUUCCGCGGCGGAGGGGGAAGGUUUGCUUGGUGGUGCGUAUCUAGUUGGCCCGGUCGAAGAGAUUGCGAAACGGGUAGUGCGGUUGUCGAGCAAGGCACUGAAUGCGCUUGUGCAGGAUUUGAAGUAGCUUUUGAAAAGAAGCCUCUGCGAAUAAUAUAUUGCGAAUUAUAUACAGCAGAACGCGGAGUUGAUUACUUGGCCACACUGUCAAAAACACUUCCAAGUUUCCCCACGUUGCACCAACGGCAGAUUGGCGG